This is a messenger RNA of Heterocephalus glaber (naked mole-rat), 5493 nucleotides long. RefSeq names its product StAR related lipid transfer domain containing 4 (gene Stard4). Gene Ontology annotation, molecular function: cholesterol binding; cholesterol transfer activity. Gene Ontology annotation, cellular component: cytosol; endoplasmic reticulum. NCBI's taxonomy places the organism in Eukaryota, Metazoa, Chordata, Mammalia, Rodentia, Bathyergidae. The record is from RefSeq and is a predicted model, not a curated record. Gene Ontology annotation, biological process: cholesterol transport involved in cholesterol storage; cholesterol import; intracellular cholesterol transport.
AUGCUGUCUUCCAAUUGGGUGUCAUCUGCAGUGACUUGAGGCUCAUUGGCUGCUGCGCGGACGGGGAAACUGAGCAGACCUUACCAGGCUGUGUUGGUGAAAUUGAGUCUGCUGUUUCCCGGAGCUGCCCCUACAGCUUCAGAUGCUCUCACCGCGCAGAGGCCAUCGCGUCCCGCACCCGGCUUCAGCGGAGAGGUUGCUGGUGACCAGAAACAGGCUUUCCUAGUGCUCCCUACCUUCCAAGUCUACCGCGAUGAGAAGGAACUCGUGGGGUCCCUAGUCAGUCACUCCGUCUUCUGCACAAGAGAAGGAUUACCGGAGACAUUUGGACAUUUGGGCUCAGCAGCCAGACAAAAUAAAGAGAAAAUGGAAGACCUGCCUGAUGUUGCGUCUUUUUCGACUAAACUUAAAAACACUCUAAUCCUGUACCAUAACAUGGAAGAUGACAAGUGGCGAGUUGCAAAGAAAACGAAAGAUGUAACAGUUUGGAGAAAACCCUCAGAAGAAUUUAAUGGUUAUCUCUACAAAGCCCAAGGUGUUGUAGAUGAUGUUGUCAAUGUUAUAAUAGACCAUAUACGCCCAGGGCCUUUCCGUUUGGAUUGGGACCGCCUAAUGACUUCAUUGGAUAUUUUGAAGAACUUUGAAGAGAAUUGCUGUGUGAUGCGUUACACUACUGCUGGUCAGCUUUGGGAUAUAAUUGCCCCGAGAGAGUUUGUUGAUCUCUCCUACACUGUGGGGUAUAAAGAAGGACAUUUAUCCUGUGGAGUAAGUCUUGACUGGAAUGAAAAGAGGCCAGAGUUUGUUCGUGGAUUUAAUCAUCCCUGUGGCUGGUUUUGUGUUCCGCUUAAAGACAAUCCAAACCAGAGCCUAUUGACAGGCUAUAUUCAGACAGAUCUGCGUGGAAUGAUUCCUCAGUCUGCAGUAGAUACAGCCAUGGCAAGCACCUUAACCAACUUCUAUGGUGAUUUACGGAAAUCCUUACAAAAAGCUUAGUAUGUUCAGGCUUACACUGUGAUCCUAGAAUCAGCUUUCCUUUAGCUUGUGGCCUGUAAAAAUCACCAAUUCCUAUCUGUGUAUGUCCUACAGAAACAUUUGAGAUGUUUUUGGUUUAGUAGUAUAGUAUUUUAUAUUGUUCCUAAAGUGCAUAGCUAUUUAAGAGCAUACAUAGCUAUUUAAAGUACAUAGCUAUUUAAGAGAGAGCAUUUCAAUUUUCUUAAACUUUUGUUUGCACAUUGUUUGGUAUGGCAGUAUGUUAUUUAAAAGGAUAAUAUGAUAAAAAUCCAUGAAGAAGUUAGAUAGUAGUUCUUUAGCCCAGAUUCAACAAAUUGAAUUAGUGCCUCAUUGUUGUGAGCAAUGCUACAUAGUUUUAGGGAAAAAUCAUUUGGUUAGCCUAGUUCUCUUGCCUACAGCCCAGCUAUGGAAUUCUGAGACAUAAUUCCAUUUUGGCCUCUGGUCACAACUGAGACCUCAAUGAUCCAGUGAUGCUGUGAUUCUCCAGGACAAGAAACAUCCUGGGAGGAACAAACAUCUACUCAGUUCCUCAUUAUUCUUGGACUCUUACCAUCCUGUUUACGCAGAUGUACUGAAUUCUCUGCAAGUCAUUUGUUACAUUUGUUUUUCCCGAUGUACUGAGUACUGAACAAAAGGUGUGGUAAGGUAGGGGCUUUCAUCUUUGCUGCCCAGAGUAGCACUGAUCAGAUCCAAAGCUCAGCUUCUUCUCAGUCUCAUUUUUCUACUUUUUCUGUAAUUCGCCUUAUGCUGCCUUGGCUCACAGGAGACUAGGACUUAACUUCAGAGGUUCUAGUAACGUCCCCUUUCCCUGUUCCCUACACCUCAUGAGUAUUUUGGCUGUUCGGAAAUUAGAGAAAGCACAAGUUUCAUUCUCUUUAUGCAUGCUCUUUGAGAGCUUUCUGAACAUUUUAUAAAAUUUUAAUAUUUUUAAAGGUACAUGUUACUGGUUUACUUUUAGUUUGUUCUGUGAGUUUGUCAGUAUCUUGUGCAAAAGGAAAGAGGCCUUUUCUAUAUUUUGUAAAGGUGAAAUUCAUUGUCAAUUGACUUGCACUACUUUAGGUAUUGAAAAUAUAAAAAAAUGAGUAUAGAUACUAUAGUAACAAUAGGUACAAUUCAGAUACAAUUUAGUUUUGAUACCUAGAUGCCAUUCUUUUGUAAUGUCUUAAAAAUACAUUUGUUAUUUAUUGCAUUGAUUUUGGGAGUCCUGAAAGCAUAUAUGCAUGAAUGCGAUAGUACGAAACUUUGCCAAAUAUGUAGUUGGGACACCAUGCUGAUGGAGCAGUAAUCUGAGCUGGAUGCAAUGUCUAGCGGUAUCCUGUGGUCAGCAAUGGAGGCUCACUGUCUAGAAAGUCAAAUUCAGUGAAUUUCUGCAUAUGUUUCAGUUUUGAAAGUGUCUUUCAACUCACAAAACAUCCCAAACUCUAUCAUAACACAUUCACAUUUGUGACAUAACUUUAGUCUGGAACUAUAAAAAUACAUUUUUAGAUUUAGCCAAAUGCCUGGAUAAGUCCCUUGAUUCUGUGGCUGCCAUAAAUGAACAUUGCUUCAUGCUCCUAACCUUCCAAAUCAUUAUUUGGCUCCUGAGUUAUCCAUUUAAUUUACUUCUGAAAUGAGAAUUUAAGGCAACUCAGUGUGUCCUGGGAAAGUAUAAUACAUAUAUGUGUGUAUAUGUUGUGUACAUACACACAUCUUGAGAUCUCUCAAUUCUCAGAAUGUCAGAUCUUUAUGUGUUACUGUUUCAAUCAUUUUGUUUUUUCUUUCUGGUUCUUCUUCUUGUUCCUGUUCUUCCUCCUCAUCUUCUUCUUCCUCCUCUGCCUCUUCUUCUUCUGGAAUUAUACCCAGGCAGGCCAUAAAAAAGCACAAAAAUACAUAGUCGUUCAAGCUCAUAAAAGUUUGAUCCUGUGUUUUACUUGAGCAUUUUCCUGAAUGUAAAGAAAGGAUUAGUUUUUUAGACUCAUUUUGAUGAAGUGGGAAAAAAUGAAGCUGUUUUGUUUUUAUUAUUAUUUUGCUACUGAAAAUAAUGUUCAAAUAACAAAAAUUGGCAGCAACAGACUGAAAAAUAGUUUAAGAUCUGACAGAAGGGAUGUACAAAAGAUUUGGUAUUCUUAGUUGAAGUUUAUUAAUCAACCGAUUCUCAUUUCUAAAUUGACUGUAGCAUUUGAAUUGCUUGAUUUCUCUUUUACUUUUUUUCUUCUGCAAUAAAGAAAGAAAACUCAGUUUAAAGUGGCCAGUGGAACUACUAAAUGUUAGUCUUGUCUUCAUCUAUAUUCCUUCACUUAUUAGUGUAGACUAGGAGGUCUCUUACAUUCCAUUAUUCUUUUUAGGAUGGUGAAAUGUCAACAGUGUCUAACUUGAUGACAAUGAUUAUAGUAGGUCUUCUUUGGUUUUGUUUUUAAGAAUAGAAGUGUACACAGUUUUAAACUCUGGAACCUUGUAAUAAUGUAUUAAAUAUGUUAUGUCAGAUGUCAUAAUUUAACAAUGCAAUGUGGGAUUGAUAUUAACAUAUAAUUUAAUCUACUGUUUCUGUAGCACUGCUGUAGGACAGAAAGCUAAAAUAAACCAUAUAUGUAAUUUAAAAUAUUUAAGCGGCCACUUUACAAAAUAUAAACAACUGAAUUUAAUUUUACAAUUCUGUUUAACUCAUCCAAAAUAGUAUCAUUUCAACAUGUAAACAAUGUAAAAAUUUAUCGAUAUAGCUUAUGUUCUUUUAUAAUAAUUCUUUGAAAUCUAAUAUGCAUUUUGCUAAUUUGGGCAAGCUAUAUUUUAAGUGCUUAUUAGCAACAUGAGGCCAGUGGCUGCUAUAAUGAAUAGCAUUGUUUCAUUGUAAAUGGAUUAAUUUGUCUUGCUAUAAGAUGAAGUAGACAAUUUCAUGGAAUUACUCUCUUAAAUAGUCUCUAGAGCCUUCAGUGCUAAGUAGGAUCUUCAAUAAAAUAAAAACUAUUUCCCCUAAAUAUUUUCUUUUAAAGAGAAAUAACAAAAAAAAGAGAGAGAAAUAACUUUUAGUAGAGUGGAAAUAAAAUAAUAGAAUUUUAUUAUCAUAUGGUUGUUAUUUUGUGUAGUUUAUAGCAAGAAUAUUCUAAAAACUUGUAUAUAUAGGAAAUAUUUAGUACUGUUUUCAAUACAUAGUAGCUAUAUUUUUAAGGAAAUAAGUUUCAUACAGUAAUUUUUAUAAGUGAUAUUUGCAUGAAACAUUCAUGUAUGUUGAGAGGUCAUGAUUAAACAAAAAUGAUGAUGAGAAUUUAAUGUUCUAUAGGUAUCUAUAAUAUAAACUGCUAGAGUAUUAGAGAUAAAUGUUAGAAUGUCUCUUCAUUUCAGUGUUCCUUGAAAUUGGAUGUGUUUGAACCUUGUACAUUUCCAUGGGUAAAAUUAUGUCCCAAUUGAUGGAAUUUUCUUUUUUCCCCCCUCUCUUCUUCCUUUCUUUUCUAAUUGAAGAACAUUUUUAAAAAAUUGAUACUCAGGUUAAAUUAAAUUAACACUUCAAGCUAAAAACUCUGUAAUUGAGAUUGCCUCUAGAGAAGAUAGAAGAACAUUGCACAAUUUAAGCCCCCAAUUGUCUAUUGAGCUUUUAGGUCUGAGUAAAUUCUCUUUCAUGUAAAUAAAAGUUUUACCUGUUUAUGUAGCAUCCAUAAAAUCAGGUGUUAAAUCCAGUUUCUUUUAAUUAAAUAGAUACUGUAGCUUUUUCAACCAAUAGGUAAAUUGACAAAACCAAGAGAAAGUAAUGAAAAUCUGGACUUGCCCAGCUUCCCAUUAAAAGUUGUAUAUUUACUUGUCCAGUCUAUCUGCCAUCUCUGUCUUCCUGUCCCCCCCCACUUUUCUUUGUGGUACCAUGAAUCAAACUGAGGGCCUCAUGCGUGCUAGACAAGUACUGUACACUGAUCACUGAGCUACAACCCAUCCUCUAGGUGAUCUCAUUCAACAUCUAGAAGUAAGGAAUGAGGGGACCUGAACAGAGAAGGAACCUUAGAUUUAUUUCAGAGGUGAAAAUUAUAAUUUCUUUUCAGUGUAUUGUUUCCAAAGAUCUUACAUAUAUACAGCUAAGUAUUAAAUUCAUCUCUUGCAAUUCAGGAAAAGCUAUACUAUAUAUAUAGGUAUUAUUUUAAAGAAAUUUAUAAUUCUUUUAUGACCUGGUAUAUAAAUCUAGAAUAUUUAAUAAGCAUGUGUUCAUAUAAAUAAAAUGUAUAUUUAUUUUUAAAUUGGUAUGGAAUAUCAGAAUAAAGAUUUCUAGAUACUUGUAAUUGCAUUUUGUUUUGUUUCUGUAAGUUGCUUUCACCUUCAGUACUAAUCAAAUACUAGAUGUUUAAAGUAUGUAACUUCUUGAACUGUAACAAAAGAAAAGCAUAAACCUAGAAAAAGUUAACAAAGCAUCUUAGUCUCCCAUCAACAUGUCAUAAAAUAUCAGUCACAACUCUGCUGAAUUUUUAUUUGCUCUUGUAUUAGUCAGCUUUGCACUGUUAUAAUAAACUACCUGUGUUAACUUGCAAA